GCCUCCAGCCUUUGACGCCGUCUACCGUUGAUUCAAACUUACCGGAAAAUACCGUUUAUUGCACGGAAAGGAUGACAUGUUGCAUCGCGCAAGUAUAAUUGAGCAACAACAACUUCUGGGUCAUUCAAGCCAAACGCUCAGCUGAGACCGCCGCAUCGCCGACUGCCGUGAACGCAACACAUGAGCGAGCAUUAGCUCAGCAGGGACCGAGCCUGGGAUCGAGAGGAAAGGAAGGCGAAGCCAAACAGGUGGUCUGAAAACGCAGCACAAUGUCGCCCGGCGGGCAGAAGCGGAACGACGCGUAGUCUGUGCUCCGCGAGGGAACCGGACCGCCGCGGAGCCGAACCAGCGCAACCCAUGCUCCCUUUGGAUCCCACACGGAUUUCUCGUCGCCUCCUCUGCUCGCUUUGACGCCGAAUCUUGGCGAGAGCUCGGAUCCUGAACCAUGAAAGUCACGGUGUGUUUUGGCCGCACGCGGGUGGUGGUUCCGUGCGGGGACGGCAACAUCAAAGUCCACACGCUGGUCCAGCAGGCUGUCAUGAGAUACAAGAAGGCGAUCGCCAAGGAUGCUAGUUACUGGCUGCAGGUCCACCGGCUGGAGCACGGGGACGGAGGCAUCCUGGACCUGGACGACGUGCUCUGUGACGUGGUCGACGACAAAGACCGGCUCGUAGCCGUGUAUGAGGAACAGGAGCCCCAUCAUGGGGGCGACGGCGCCAGCUCCACCGGGACCCAGAGCCCCGACCUGUUCGCCGCGGACCUCAGCGCCGGCAGCGGGGCCUCCGCCUUCCAGCCCUAUCAGACGGCCAGCGAGAUCGAGGUCACGCCCUCCGCGCUGCGCACCAACAUGCCGCUCCACGUGCGGCGCAGCAGCGACCCGGCCCUGCUGACGCUCAACGGCCCUUCGCCGGCAACGAGGCCGCCGCACGCGGAGGAGCCGCCGUCCAGGAGGAACCCGACCCGCUGGUCCACCACCGCCGGCUUCCUGAAAGCGCGGCACGGCACCGGCACCGGCAGCCUGGAGAGGAAGGGUAAAGCUCUGGACACGUACCGCAGCCUGCCGCGGGACGCCGGGACCUGGUCCAAUCAGAGGGAGUUCCACCGGGAAACAGCCCGGUCCUCCCUCAGCGCCAACCAUCCCAUGGUGGACCGCUGGCUGGGCAGACAAGAGCAGGAGGAAGACGCCAGAGAGGAGGAGAACGGCCUGAUGGACCCGACGGGCCGCGUGGACUUCUGCGUGGACCACACCCCCGUGAGGUCACUAGAAGACAUUGUCAGACUGGUGGAGGUGUCAAACGACGGCGGGCCCCUGGGAAUCCACGUGGUGCCAUUCAGUGGCAGGGACCGCAGAACUCUGGGUUUGCUGGUGAAGCGCCUGGAGAAGGGCGGGAAGGCCGAGCAGCAAGGCCUGUUCCAGGAGAACGACUGCAUCGUCCGUAUCAAUAACGGAGACCUGCGGAACAUCCGCUUCGAACAAGCCCAGAACAUGUUCCGUCAGGCCAUGCGCUCCCCGGUCAUCAUGUUCCACGUGGUGCCGUCGUCCAUGAAGACCCACUACGAGCAGCUGUCGCACGCCGAGCGGAACCCGGCGUUCGGCUCGGGCCGCUUCAGCCCCGACUCGGCGGCCGGCAGCUCGGCCUCCAGCAUGGAGCACGCGCCGCCGCCGCGGCCGCGGCCCGACGCCUACUCGCCGCUGCCACACCCGCUGGUCUCUGCCGCCAAGCCCCCCACGGGCCACGGCCAGUCGCCCCAGAGGGCCAACUCCACGCCCACGGCCGGCUACAGCAAGAAGGUGGGCCGGCGGCUCAGCGUCCAGCUGAAGAAAGAUAAAGAUGGACUCGGCUUCAGUAUCACAUCCCGGGACGUUCCCAUCGGCGGCUCUGCACCGAUCUACGUGAAGAACAUCCUGGCUCAUGGAGCUGCCAUCAAAGAUGGCCGCCUCAAGGCAGGAGACCGGCUGCUGGAGGUGAACGGAGUGGACCUGAACGGACGGACCCAGGAGGAGGUGGUGGCUCUGCUCCGGGCCACACCCAUGAACGGCGCCGUGGGGUUGCUGGUCCUACGCCAGGAGGACGCCUUCCUUCCCAGAGAAGUGAACGCAGAGCCUCAGAUGCAGAGCCCCAGAGAUUUGAAGAACGAGGAGGAUGACUUGGUUCUGACUCCAGACGGGACGCGAGAGUUCCUGACCUUUGAGAUCCCGCUCAGUGACUCGGGCUCAGCGGGUUUGGGCGUCAGCGUCAAAGGGAACCGGUCCAAGGAGAACCAUGCCGACCUGGGCAUCUUUGUCAAAUCCAUCAUCAACGGAGGAGCAGCCUGCAAGGACGGGCGUCUCAGAGUGAACGACCAGCUGAUCGCCGUCAACGGGGAGUCGCUGUUGGGAAAAACCAACCAAGACGCAAUGGAGACACUGCGCAAGUCCAUGUCGACGGAGGGCAACAAGCGCGGCAUGAUCCAGCUCAUCGUGGCCCGGCGGGUGGCCAAGCGAGGCGAGGAGACGCCCGGCAGCCCCCCGGGACCCCCGCAGACCCUGAGCAGCCCGCUGGACGACCACGAGCGCCGCAUCUCCCACUCGCUGUACGGCCUGGAGGGCCUGGACGACAACCUGAUGCCGCGGCAGGGCCUGAUGCCGCGCACCAUCGGAAACUACCAGCUGUCGCCCACCGUCAACAUGCCGCAGGACGACACGGUGAUCAUCGAGGACGACCGGCCGCCGCUGCUGCCGCCGCACCUCUCCGACCAGUCGUCCUCCAGCUCCCACGACGACGUGGGCUUCGCCGCCGACGUGCCGCCGGCGUGGGCCCAGGAGCUGCCCGGCCACAACGACAGCUCCUUGAGUCCAGACGACAACCCGGACAUCACGUUCCAGCGCGAGGGCUUCGGGCGUCAGAGCAUGUCGGAGAAACGCACCAAGCAGUUUGCAGACGCCGCUCAGCUGGAGAUCAUCAAGACGCGCAAGUCGAAGAGCAUGGAUCUAGUAGCCGACGAGAUUAACCUCACCCCUCGUCUCGAGACCGCCACAGGUUCCUCCACAAAGGAAGUGGGACCGUCCCUCGGUCUGAAGAAGUCCAGCUCCCUGGAGAGCCUCCAGACGGCGGUCGCCGAGGUGACGCUGAACGGGGACCUCCCCUUCCACAGACCCCGUCCCCGCAUCAUCCGGGGCCGGGGCUGCAACGAGAGCUUCAGAGCAGCCAUCGACAAGUCGUACGACCGUCCGGCCGCCACGGAGGAGGACGACGAGGGCAUGGAGACGCUGGAGGAGGACACGGAGGAGAGCUCCCGGUCGGGCAGAGACUCCGUGUCCACGAUGGCCGACCAGACGCCGCUGUCCGGCAGCGAGAAGCCCCUGGUCAACGGCACCAACCGCAGCAAAGAGGAGAAGAAGAAGGACAAAGACAAGGGAGGGAAGAAGAAGCAGCAGCAGCAGGACGGAGCCAAGGACAAAGACAAGGGCAAAGCCAAGAAGGGGAUGCUGAAGGGGCUCGGAGACAUGUUCAGGUUCGGGAAGCAUCGAAAGGACGAGCGUCCGGGGGAGAAGAUGGACCGCAAAGGCUCCAGCAAGUGGAAGCCGGACGAGACGCAGGUCUCGGAGGAGGAGGCGCUGAAGAUGAGGCUGGAGCAGGAGAGGAUCCAGGCUAAGACCCGCGAGCUGAGGGAGCGUCAGGCCCGCGAGCGCGACUACGCUGAGAUCCUGGACAUCGUUCCCACGGGGGAGCGCUCGUCUGAGGACGAGCACCCGUACGCCGGCAUCAACCUGCUCAACAGCUCUGUGGACAGCGGCCACAGCCGGCCCCACAGCCCGCGGGACGACUACCCGCCCCAGCACCAGCACCAGCACCAGAACCAGCUCCAGCACCAGAACCAGCUCCCAGACUCGCUCUACACCCAAGUCAGCAAGGCUCGCGCCGACCGCCCGCCGUCUGCAGAGAGUAACAGACUGGCUCCCAGCAACCACGACCGGAUACAGAGGCUGCGGCAGGAGUUCCAGCAGGCCCAGAGCGGCCCGGACGACGCCGACGACCGGCGCCGGACCUACAGCUUCGAGCAGCCCUGGUCCAGCGCCAGCAGCAACGGUCCGAGCGGCCACAGCCAGCCGGGCCGCCACUCGGUGUCGGUGGAGGUGCAGAUGCAGCGACAGAGGCAGGAGGAGAGAGACUCGUUCGCCCAGGCGCAGCGACAGUACAGCUCCCUGCCGCGGCAACCAAGGAAGAACCCCAGCACCGUCUCCCAGGAGUCCUGGGAGAAGGCGUACCCGCCCGGCGAGGGCUUCCAGACCGCCAAGGACAACCCCAGGUACUCCAGCUACCAGGGCUCCAGGAACGGGUACCCGGGCGUGGGCAGCGUCAACGCCAGGGUGCUGCUGGAGGCCCAGGAGCUGCUGAGGCAGGAGCAGCGGCGCAGGGAGCAGGAGGCCAAGGGCAAGCUGGUGCAGGAGAGCUACGAGGGCUACUCCACCGGACACUUGAAGGACCCGGCGUCGCCCAAGGGUCCCUUCCGCCAAGAUGUGCCGCCUUCGCCUUCGCAGCUAGCGAGGCUCAACAGACUGGGCUCGGAAAAAGGAAGGCCGUUUUAUUCCUGAGUGCCGUGGGACCGGAGGGGGAAGCAGGCGGUGCUGACGGAGGUCUGCUAGCUUAGCGCCGCUCUUAGCGGUGAGCGCUGUGUGGGUGUUUGUCGGUGACACUCCCUCCCACAGACACGGCGCUCGGUGCCUUCUCUGCUUCCACCAACGCCGGGACUGAUUCAUCCUCUGGCAGCGCCGCGGGCCGAGUGGGAGGGAGACGCAGGGGGACGUUUGUGACGCUGCCCGUCGCUCCGCGGUCGCGUCCCGCUUCAGUCAGCAAUCAGGUUCUGUGUCUCAGCGAGCAGAGACAACAAGUCAAGAGAAGCAGGGCCUGUCUGUGCGUGUGUAUUAAUAAAAGCCCCUCCCACAUAAAUUCAUACCGUGUUCACGGGGGAGGAGGCCGUGGUCCGUCUCCCCCCCCCCCCCCCCCCCCCCUCUGGGUCGGACUGUGGCCCCUCUGUCUGCCUGGAACCCGUUUCCAUCCUCCUCUGUUCAUUAUGCUCCUUUCUUCUACCUCAACACCUUCAUUCUCUGGGCCUCUGCUCGCCCCCCCUCCCUCCCCCCCCCCAGACUUCCUCCUGCUACCCACUGCCACCCUCCUCCUCAUCUCCAGAGUCGGGCUCUGCACUGAAUUUUUCAUCACGAGCCACCUGCUGCCUGCUGGAGCCAAAGCGCGGCUGCCACCAGAGGCUGCGCCGGGCCCGGUUCUGACAUCCAGAGCAAUAAAAGCAGAAAACGAUGAGAAGGGUGACAAUGAGCUUUUCCUCCGUCUUUGACUAAAGGCUAAAUUGUUCCUAGGAGUUAAUGGCUUUCAUUCGGUGUAAUUGCUUCCUGUAUUUUUAGACGCUUUCCGAUGAUCUCGCUUUAAAGGACACAGUCGGAGUUGAACUCCUGACGUGUGUAGCUUGAAUGAAAUGAGAGCACGAUGCAUCGUGUUUGGUUCUAGCUCAGCCUCUCUCCCAGCGGUGGGUGAUUCGGCCAGACGUCAGCCCUACCAAGCUUUUUCCCAAAGACAUCCAGCGCUAGUUUUAUAUUUGAUCCGGUUCUGGACUCUGACGGAUCUGGUUCUCCCCUGGCUUCACUUUCAUUCCACACGUCUUCAUGCUAAAUGAACAAACCCGCUGCGGUUGUUGGGCCGGGUCACGGUCACGUCUUUCUCCUGCAAAUCAACAGCUCCUCAGUUUUUCAGGACCCAACUGAGACCAUGCAACAUGGAAGGUAGUGGUAGCUUCCUGGACCUGCAGGGAUGAGCUCCUGUGAUUGGACGUGAUUGGCCAAUCACGUUCAAGCAUUAAAUCCUCUCUGCACAUGCUCCAUUUAUUUGAGCCUCUAGUUUUAUCCAAUCACAUCCGCUCCCUGCGGGUUCUUUCACAGAUCCUGGACAAAUGAAAUCAUUCUGUAAUUUGGAUGAACUCACCCUUUAAACCAGUGAAGUUCUGAUUACAGCCACGCCGGCCCAGCUCUCGCUGUGGGUGUAAUUAUGAUCCGAGGGAAUUUGCAUUUUCACUCCAAUCAGUUUCUGCAGCUGCUGAUUGGUGUGUUGUUUUUUAUGGCUCAGAGAGGAGGAACUAAUCAGCGAAAGCAGCUGCUGCAGCCGUAGGUCGCAGAGACCUUGGUGCUGAUGACACUGAGGCAGCAGCAGGUGGAGACGGACCCUCGCUUGGACUUUAAUGAAGACCAUGAGAUGAAGAAUGAAGCACGAACCUGAGUCGACGCCCGACGGACCCGCCCCCAUCGAACCUGUUACCAAAUAAACCAACUCGAUGCUGUGAACGCGUUUAGAAGGAUGCAUUCGUCCUCUUUGCUUCUGACGUUAAGUGCCUGAGAAAACAAGUGAAAUCUUUUCUGUAGAUUCUUUGCUUUUUUCUGGAUCUCGUUCUGGGUUUUCUCCUUCCUGAACCGGUUUUAAUUGAUGUUUUAGUAUUUGUACCUGUUGACAUUGCCUUCAACCACGCUGAACCAUGAUGUGUUUAAAGAGAAAUGGAAGCUGAUGGAAGAUGAUGUGCAAUUGUUUAGUUUUGUUUUAUCAGAAAACUUUUACAUAUAAUAAAAAUGUCCGCAGCCGCUUUUUUCUGUACAUAUCAAGUUUCAAAUAAACAGAAGGCUGUUCCACCAUUUA
Messenger RNA from Betta splendens (Siamese fighting fish), 6677 nucleotides. RefSeq names its product partitioning defective 3 homolog. NCBI's taxonomy places the organism in Eukaryota, Metazoa, Chordata, Actinopteri, Anabantiformes, Osphronemidae. The record is from RefSeq and is a predicted model, not a curated record. Gene Ontology annotation, molecular function: phosphatidylinositol binding; protein binding. Gene Ontology annotation, cellular component: cell cortex; adherens junction; apical plasma membrane. Gene Ontology annotation, biological process: intracellular protein localization; microtubule cytoskeleton organization; establishment of cell polarity.